Messenger RNA from Liolophura sinensis, 2388 nucleotides. Its product is annotated as sulfotransferase 1C2A-like. Gene Ontology annotation, molecular function: sulfotransferase activity. NCBI's taxonomy places the organism in Eukaryota, Metazoa, Mollusca, Polyplacophora, Chitonida, Chitonidae. The record is from RefSeq and is a predicted model, not a curated record.
GCCUGUCGAGUGGCGCACAGUACAAGAAGAUCGUAUUAAGUAGAGUAUGGCUUUGCACAGGGAUUAACCUGCUUCCAGAACACACGGCAUCAUUCCUAAGUCCACAUCGAUUCCAGAACAUGGCGAACCCCUGGUUCUCUGCAUUUAAACCCGAGGAGCUUACUGAGAUAGCGGACCGGACAGGUAAAAAACUGAUAUAUUUUGAAUAUGACGGGAUCCUGUUUCCUCCCUUCCCGGGUAUCGACAAGAGAUUGUCCGCUCUACCAAGCUUCCUGGAAGAGAUGACGAUAUAUGCGCACCAAGACUUUGUCAAGCGGAAGUGCAAAGAUUGUGUAUUAAUACGAAACCCAAAGGACGCCUACGUCUCGUUUUUCAACCACACCAGGAGUAUCAAACCAUACUAUUCCUAUGACGGCGAGUGGUCGGAUUAUUUUGAACUUGCAAUUCAAGGCAAGACGGAGACGAAUUUGUGGUUUGACUAUGUUGACGCAUGGGACAAGUUUUUCAAGGAUCACCCAGAGUUGCCCGUCUUAACUCUUUACUACGAGGAGUCAAAGCAGGAUCUGCUAACUACCGUAAAAAAGUUGUCAUCAUUCAUUGGCGUGAACCUGACAGAAGAUGUGUCUAAAGAGAUCGCUCUUGCCUGCAGUUUUAGCCAGAUGAAAACAGCUAAAGUAAAGGCUUACCCAAAAGAGCAUCUGUUUAUUUGGGACAAGGGGGAAUAUACCAUGUACCGAAAAGGUGUGGCGGGUGAUUGGAAAAAUUACUUCACUGUGGCCCAAAAUGAGCGCUUCAAUGCCCUGUACAAAGAACGGAUGAAGAACUCCAAACACUAUAACAGAUAUCUGGAUCAGUGAAGUUGUGCUACUUGCGUGCAAACAGCCUGUUUUCUAUACAUCUGUUUAUUAAUUGUGAUUAAUCAUUUUAUCAUCUUGUCUUGAAUUAAUUUACAUAAGUAACUUUACAACAUCUGAAACGUGACUUGAAAUUAAGCCUGAAAACAAGCUGCUGAACCAUAUAUACCAUAUACCAUGACCCUGGUGGUUGUAAAUGGCAACUGCCUUAUUUGGGUUUGAAGAAAUACAUAUCUAGUCUUUCUACUUUGGCAUUUGCAUAAUUCCUUAAUCUGUAUUCAGGAAUAUUGUUUAGUGACUUAAGCCUAGCUCACAUGGACGAUAUUUGUUGUCGAAAAUUGGAUUUUUUCUGAUCCCGUGUCAAAUCAUUCGGAAUAUCGGUUACAACAACACAAGCAACUUUUUUCUAAGGGCCUCUACAUGACUGGUUCAAAGUUAUAUUAUGACACAAAAUGGCACUACAUCGGCAUUUAGCCUAUACCCACACCAAAUCUCUAGCGGCGCUGUUUAAUCACACGAUCCCGAUCGCCCGGCGAAUCCUGUGCCCGGUUCAUUUGUUUCUGGAUUUUGUGUUUUCCAGAGUUUUUUAGAGUCGGAAUUUCUUGCUUAGGUUAACCGCUAUCUGAGUAAAUUUAGAAAACAAAGGUCUUUGAUGUGCUUUCGAACAAGUAUACGUUUGUUCAGUUGUAAGGCCACAAAACAUCAUGCUACCUAUUUAGUUAUAGUUAAACAGGUAUCGACGCGCGGCCUCUUAUUAUUAUAUACUGGGUUUGUAUGUAUACAACGUAGCCUUGUUAGAGAAUGGUUGUAGUCGUGUCAAAUUGGAGUGAAACAAUAAUGAUUAUCAUUCAUUUAUUCUUCAUGGAGCCUUCCCUCUUUGCGUGGCUGACCUUUGGUUCAUUAUGUACGGGGUAAAGAUAGACCCUAAGCAAAUGUGUCAUUAUACAUUAUGAGUCAGUGUUUACUUAGUGUAGCUGUAUUUACUUAGUGUAGCUGUAUUUACUUAGUGUAGCUGUAUUUAGCCGGUAGCGUUUAUCGUAGUUAUGUGCUUCAUUUUCUGAGCACCUGGACGACUUGUGCUUUAUUAUUAUUUGUCUGCAAAACAGUCGGAGGCAAGCAAUUGUAAGCCGGCCUCGACAAACUGAUCCCGCAAUAUGUUGAUGGUUGAGUAUACAGUUGGUUUUGUUCUUGAGGAGUUCCUGCAGUGUCGUGUGAAAACCUCAACCGUUUAUCGGGUGUCUGACGAGCCUGGAACAGGUCACUGCAAAACCAAGCGUGAGCUGGAUUCGAACAACAAUCCUCAGUCGUCUGAAUCGUUUGCUGUCCGAAGGCUGGAGUCUUCUUUUUCGCGCACAGCACGUUGUCAAUAAUAACAUCAAAAUAAUAGUAUUAACUGUUAUUCUUGUAAUUAUUAUUAUUAUUCUUUUAUUUCCUUCUACAGUUUCUUUAUGUCGUUUCAAACAUUUAUUAAUUGUCGUGACGAUACACUGUGUAUAUUAUCAAAACAACGAAUAAUAAAUUCAUGAUUUUACAA